AUUUCCUGCACAGUGCACAAACGGGGGGGUUACUUCCGGUUUCUACCACAGGAAGACAGACAGUUUUCAUUGAUAAAUCGCACAACAUUGGCUACUUUUCAGUUUUAGUACAUUUAUUUAUACAAUUUCUAUACAUUUGUUAAGACGCCAUGUCGGGAAUACCACCAGAUACCUGGCAGCCACCCACAGUGAGCCUGGAGACAACAAUGGGUACAAUUGCAGUGGAACUUUACUGGAGACAUGCUCCCAAAACCUGCAAAAACUUUGCUGAGUUGGCCAGGAGAGGUUACUACAACAACACCAAGUUUCAUCGUAUCAUCAAGGACUUCAUGGUGCAGGGAGGAGACCCCACAGGAACAGGUCGUGGCGGUGCCUCCAUAUUUGGCAAACAGUUUGAAGAUGAACUUCACCCUGACCUGAAAUUCACAGGUGCAGGGAUCCUAGCGAUGGCCAAUGCAGGACCAGACACCAACGGAAGCCAGUUCUUCCUGACCCUGGGGCCUACUCAGUGGUUGGAUGGGAAGCACAGUAUCUUUGGGAGGGUAUGCCAAGGUAUGGCAGUGGUCAACCGCGUUGGCAUGGUGGAAACAAACACACAAGACCGACCUGCCGAUGACAUAAAAAUCCUCAGGACGACUGUACCCAACUGAGACGCAUUCAUACAACCAAGGGCUACUUUUUUAUUUGUACAGUAAUUUUGUCAUGAUUUAAAAAUAAAAAUGCCUUUAAUUUU
Messenger RNA from Coregonus clupeaformis (lake whitefish), 733 nucleotides. It is a transcript of the gene ppil1, whose product is annotated as peptidylprolyl isomerase (cyclophilin)-like 1. Gene Ontology annotation, molecular function: peptidyl-prolyl cis-trans isomerase activity. Gene Ontology annotation, cellular component: catalytic step 2 spliceosome. Lineage: Eukaryota; Metazoa; Chordata; Actinopteri; Salmoniformes; Salmonidae. The transcript has 4 exons. Gene Ontology annotation, biological process: protein folding; protein peptidyl-prolyl isomerization. The record is from RefSeq and is a predicted model, not a curated record. Bases 150 to 650 code for a protein of 166 amino acids.